This is a messenger RNA of Vigna angularis (adzuki bean), 577 nucleotides long. Its product is annotated as probable small nuclear ribonucleoprotein F. Gene Ontology annotation, molecular function: RNA binding. The transcript has 5 exons. The record is from RefSeq and is a predicted model, not a curated record. Gene Ontology annotation, cellular component: U1 snRNP; catalytic step 2 spliceosome. Gene Ontology annotation, biological process: spliceosomal snRNP assembly; mRNA splicing, via spliceosome. The coding region runs from base 208 to 393 and encodes 61 amino acids. NCBI's taxonomy places the organism in Eukaryota, Viridiplantae, Streptophyta, Magnoliopsida, Fabales, Fabaceae.
GUUUUUGCCAUUGGGUUCUCGUAGAGCACAUAGCAAACAUUCUACUAUGGCUGUGAGUACCUUCUUCUUGCUCCCUCUCUCGCUCAUCAUCUUCCAUGCAUUUCAUUCGCAUAACCGCAUCUCCAUAAUUGAGCUAUACCAGUUAAUCCCAAGCCUUUUUUGAAUAAUUUGACCGGGAAACCAGUAAUUGUGAAACUCAAGUGGGGAAUGGAGUACAAGGGGUAUCUCGUUUCUGUUGAUUCGUAUAUGAACUUGCAGCUAGCAAACACUGAGGAGUAUAUUGAGGGACAGUUUACUGGAAAUUUGGGAGAAAUUUUAAUCAGAUGUAACAAUGUUCUCUACCUUCGAGGAGUCCCAGAGGAUGAAGAAAUCGAAGAUGCCGCAGAAGACUAGAUUGGUCGAAAUUACUAAUUGUAAUGACAAACUGAACUAACAUUCGUUACCUGCUUUUGUAUCUUGGGUGUAUGUUUUUGUAGUUAUGUUUUGAAUCAAUGAUGACACCCUCGUGAAUAUUGGGAUGCCUAUGUGAAAGUUGUUAGCAAUCCUUCAUGUGAUCCUACAAAAAUCUGUUUCUGCA